CCCAUCUUUUUAUCACCCCAAUUUUUAUACAGGUCAGAUAAUCAAAUUUAUAAAAUUGAACUAAAAAAGUGACUUUAAAAGAAGAUCAUGAAAGAAGAAGUAGCCAUAAUUGCCAACUCAAGAUGGAUAUGAUCAUAACCACAACUUUGGUGAUUAUAAUCUUAUUCCUUCAUGGCAUAUUCAUUGCCCACGUUGGUAGCUCCUCCUACACCUACGACGCCAUUGAUAACAUCUUAGUUAACUGUGGCUCCCCCAGCUCCAUUCAAGUCCAUGGCCGGACAUGGAGCUCUGAUAUCAACUCUCAACAGCAUAAAGUCUCUGAAAAUCCUCCAUUUUCAUCAGUUCAGGCCAGCACAUCUUCACUCGACAUCCGUUCUUCAUCUAUGAAGAAUCUUUACAUCACUACACGCCUUUCUCACUCUGAAUUCACAUACUCGUUUCUAGAUCUCACUGAUGGCCCCAAGUUUGUUCGUCUUUAUUUCUACCCAUCUUCAUACUCCGACUUUGAUCGCUAUUCUUCCUUCUUCUCAGUUAAAUCAGGCCCCUUUACCCUUCUUAAAGACUUCAACGCUUCACUCACCGCCGACAACGACAGCAAUGAUGAUAUUCUAACGGGUUUCCCUGUUGUUGGUAGUGAUAGCACUCCUUACUCAAUCAGAUACAGCAUGGCAUUAGAGAUGAUGUACAAACUCAACGUGGGCGGCAGUCAAAUCCUUCCUGAUCAAGACACUGGAAUGUUCCGUUAUUGGGAGGAUAAUCAGCAAUACUUGACAGUGCAAGCUCGUCCGGCCAGUCUUCCAGCCGCUUACGGCCCAAAACUGAGAUAUAAAAUUCCCAACUACACUGCACCAGACGAAGUAUAUAGGACUGGCCGUAGCUAUGGUGCGAAUGAGACUUCGGUAACGUAUAACCUGACUUGGGAGUUUCAAGUCGACUCACAGUUCGAUUACAUGGUGAGGCUCCAUUUUUGUGAGAUCAACUUGCAAAUUAAAAAAUCUAGUGAACGAGUUUUCCAGAUCUUCAUUGCUGAUGAACUGGCCGAACGCCGCGCUGAUGUGUUCAUGUGGGCUAGAGAUAAUCUGACUCCUUACUAUAAGGAUUACGCAGUUUGGAAGGAGAGCGAAGAUCAAAAGCUGAAGAAACGCAAUAUUUCCAUAAAGUUGCAACCAUAUGAUGAUUGGCGAGUAAGCCUUCACAUGGAAGCGAUAUUGAACGGAAUUGAGAUUUUCAAAAUAAGUGAUGGUGCCAAUUUCAAUCUCGGAGGUCCCAAUCCUGACCCAUGGUUCAAGCCAUCUCAAUUGAUCCAAUCUCAAAAACUGAAAAGCUCAAAGAAAACAAUGAUGAUUUCCAUCAUUGUUGGUGCAGCUUCAUGCUUCCUUGUGCUAUCUCUUAUCGUUUUUCUCAUCUCCCGACGACAGAGCACCAGAUUGAAGAAAUCCAAAAGCAAGAGUACCCAUGGUCCAUCGUUAUCACUGCCGUCUGGUCUAUGUAGAUGCUUCUCAAUUGAUGAGAUCAAAGCAGCCACAAAUAAUUUCGACGAUAUCUUCGUCAUAGGUGUUGGAGGGUUUGGUAAUGUGUACAAAGGCUACAUCGACAAUGAUACACUUCCGGUUGCAAUCAAACGACUCAAACAGGGUUCGCAACAAGGGGCUCGGGAGUUCCAGACCGAGAUUGAGAUGCUCUCUCAACUCCGUCACCUUCACUUGGUGUCCCUGAUCGGUUAUUGCAACGACGGUGGCGAGAUGAUUCUGGUUUAUGAGUUCAUGGCUCGUGGGACUCUUAGUGACCAUCUUUAUGGUUUUGAUUGCAAAGAACCACUUUCGUGGAAGCAGAGGUUAGAGAUGUGCCUUGGGGCAGCGCGUGGACUGCGCUACCUUCAUACAAGAGCCAGCCGCAACAUCAUUCACCGGGACGUGAAGAGCACGAACAUUUUGGUGGAUAAGAAAUGGGUGGCGAAGGUUUCUGAUUUCGAACUGUCCAAAAUGGGACCUAUGGGAGUGUCUUGGUCUCACAUAAGCACAGAGGUGAAAGGGAGUGUGGGGUAUUUAGACCCAGAAUACUACGAGACUCACCAAUUGACUCUGAAGUCCGAUGUGUACUCAUUUGGAGUAGUGUUGCUUGAAGUAUUGUGUGGAAGGCCACCCAAGGUACGUACGGUGGAGAAGCAGAAGUCAAAUUUAGUGGAUUGGUUCAGAAGAUGCCACCAUGAAGGAGUGAUUCAUGAGACAGUGGAUCCGAUACUGAUGAAGUGCUUGAAAGUGUUUAGUGACAUGGCUUUAAGUUGUUUGGCUGAUAAUGGGAAUGAACGACCAUCGAUGAAUGCCGUGGUGUUGGGCUCAGAGUUUGCGAUGAAGCUGCAAGAGAGCACGGAGGGCCCAGCGAAGGAUGAGAGUAGUGGGACCUAAGAAGAGACUGAGAUGAAGAAAGGGUUGGAAGAUGAGGAACUGAUACAAGAUUCACUGAGUACCAAGUAUGAUGGACCCCAUGACACAAAUGAUAUAGCAUUAAUGGUAACGAAGCUUGAGGAUGCUAACCAUGAGCAUGGUGACAUGGAAGGAGUCCAAUAUUUCCAAUUCAACGUACCUAAAGACCCAUUACAACAUAUUGGAGGUCCAAUGACAAGAACCCGAACUAAAGCCAUGAAGUAAGCCUUGUUCAGUCUUGUAUAAGAAGUUUAAGAGCUUGGAGAGCAUUGGGGCACUCCUCUCAAGCCCAAAGGAGAGCAUCCAUACGUGUAUAAUGUGCUUAAGAUCCAAAUUCAUAAAGAGUCAAGCCCAAGAGAUGCAAA
Prosopis cineraria is the source of this 2788-nucleotide messenger RNA. Its product is annotated as receptor-like protein kinase FERONIA. Gene Ontology annotation, cellular component: plasmodesma; plasma membrane. Lineage: Eukaryota; Viridiplantae; Streptophyta; Magnoliopsida; Fabales; Fabaceae. The record is from RefSeq and is a predicted model, not a curated record. Gene Ontology annotation, biological process: protein autophosphorylation. Gene Ontology annotation, molecular function: ATP binding; transmembrane receptor protein tyrosine kinase activity.